Messenger RNA from Brettanomyces bruxellensis, 1875 nucleotides. RefSeq lists its product as uncharacterized. The record is from RefSeq and is a predicted model, not a curated record. The transcript has a single exon. Bases 1 to 1875 code for a protein of 624 amino acids. NCBI's taxonomy places the organism in Eukaryota, Fungi, Ascomycota, Pichiomycetes, Pichiales, Pichiaceae.
AUGAUAAGACGUGAUAUGGCAAAUCAAGACCAAAGUAACAGGGCUGGAAGGAACUCUGGAGGGCUCUUUUCCAAAAUGAGAAGAAUCUUUUCAGGCGUUUCAAAGGCUGCUGACGAAACAAGGAAAAACCAACACACAAGGCCAGCUGGAAUCCUACAGGCAAACAAAUCGAUUGUCAGGCCUAACAUGUCAUUUAACGCCUCUGCACUUAAUGCUGCCAGCAAUCUAUCCACUUUAGAUAUGUCAAAUCUUUCCAACGCGUCCACCACAUUUACAAACCGUAACCCGAACGACACCCUCGCAGAGUUUUUCAAGAGAAAGGGCGAUCAGCCACUAACGGAAAUUGAGGUGGAAGGCGUUAUGUCUCUGAUCAACAAAACACAACGAGGAUCACAGUCGAUGUUCCCAAAUAGGACUACAUUUAUAUAUCCACAAAGCGGGAGAACAUCGGCAAACAACUCCACUCUUCUUCACGGAUACAAUCAGACGGUUAUUGGGGCAGAGAACGGAAACAAGACGAUUCUCAGGCCUAGCAAUUUGAAAGAACCAGUGCGAAUUCACACGCCAUCAUACAAACCAAAAAUCCAAACUAUUAGACGGCCACAUUUACAGAGGAUAGUCAGAUAUGGAAGACCACACAAUUCUGGAUUAUCCACCGGGAAAAGAUUUAGGUCACCGCUUGAGGAAUACCGAGAGCAACUAAAGGAGAAGAAAGAGCUAGAAAAAAAGAUUGCUGAGCGGAAAAAAAUUGAGCAGCACAAAUUGGAGCAAGAAAAAACAGGUCACAAAAACAAGAAACAGAAGAAGUAUAAUGGUGGAGUGAUAGAUCUCACACAUAUUGGAGAAGAAAGUGACGGCGAGGAGGAAGUUCAUACUGAAUUGCCGCAUAAGGUUGCACCUACUUUGAAGCAAGAAGAGCCUGCCUUUGAUAUUGAUAUUGAAAUGACAGAUGAAACAAAACCAGAUCAGAAAGUCAAGCAGCCAAUGAGUAAGACUGCUGCGCACUUGUUGUCUAUAAUAGAAGGAAAGCCAAAAACGGUAAAAAACGAACCUAAAGCAGAUGAAAAGGACAAGAUCAUACCGAAACCAAAAGCAUCUCCUGAAAAAGUGAUGAAGAAAGCUUCUUUUAUAGAUUUGUCUAAGGACCAAAGGUUAGAAAUACUUGAAAAGAAGGAACAGCCGGCUCCUAAGAAGGAGGAAAAGCAAAAGCAAGCUGUGCUUACGGGUUUUACUAUACACAAACCAGCAAAGGUAGCCACGGAUAUAGAGAAGCCUAAGAUAUCGAUUCCAGAGUUUAAGAAGCCACAGAAGAUAAAUGGUGUGGACACAGAGGAAGGCAAAAAGUUUGAUGGUUUCCACUUUGACUCAAAUGGCAGUUUUUCCAAGAAGCUAAUAAGUAACCUCAAGCAGGAUCUUAAGGAGGCAAAAAAGAGCGCAAACGGGAACGGUGAGGAGAAGAAGAGCUUUUCAAGUGCAUCAUUUGACUUCAAAGAGCCUGAAAAAGAGCAACCUGUGAGUUUUGCACCUAACAAGCAUAAUAAGUUUAACUUUGGUGGAAUUAAGACUGUGCCGAGUGAUUUGAAAGUGCAAGAGAAAAUAGACAGUUUUUCUUUUCCAGACGUGAGCUCAAGCAAUAGUCAUCUUUUGGAUGCAUUGGAGUCCCAGGAAACAUCAGAGUUGCCAUCUGUUGGAAAAACCAAAAAGAAAUUUGUUAGCAAUGUCCAUGAGACAAUAGAUUCGAUACCAGAGAAGAUUCCAAAACGAAAGGAGGUGGAAGGAUUUGUAUUCCCAACUGUGAGCAAGGGAAACGCUAGUCUCUUAUCACAAAUAGACGAGAAGACAGUUCAUCUAUACGACAGUGAAUUCAUCUUUUGA